Messenger RNA from Stegodyphus dumicola, 2068 nucleotides. RefSeq lists its product as uncharacterized. The record is from RefSeq and is a predicted model, not a curated record. NCBI's taxonomy places the organism in Eukaryota, Metazoa, Arthropoda, Arachnida, Araneae, Eresidae.
UAAGUCGAGUAAAUGACGUCAUAGAUAAAAUAAAAAGUUUUUUUUCCCGGUCUGGCAACAGAUCAAAUAGAAUCAAAAGUUUAGUUUCCUGGUUUGGCAACAAAAAAUUUAUUUACGAAUUUAGGAUUUGGAAGGAGACCGUCGCAAUUUUUUCCAACAUACUAAAUUUCGUAAAUAUACUUAUUAUUACUCAUUGCACUUAAUCUUUAUUUCUUUUUACAGGUUAUUUGAUUGUUUUUUGCAUUUGUAUUUGUAGUUUUAGUAAUUUAAAGUAGUAUUUUAGACUUUUAUAUGCUCCUGUUAGUUAAGGACUUGAGAAUUCUUUGGAACAUUUAACUUUUGUGAUAUAUUUGAUAUUUUCUUCGUAUUUUUUUAAAGAUCUAUUCAUUCGUAUUAUAUAUUUGUGUUUUUGUUGCUUGAAAAAUUUCAUUUGCGUUUUUUGUUUUUGACAUUUUACUGUGUGUGGUAACAACUAUCGUUUUAAGGCGAUCGAAUGUUCUUUUUGUAGAUGUAUUAGUUAAUUUUUGCUUUUAAAUUUCAGAAUUGAUUUCAUAACUUUUUAAUUUAUCUUUGCAUUUAUACUUUUAUUUAUUUUGCGUUUAUAAUUUUCAUUUUCUUUUUUAUGUGAGUUGUGCGAUAAAAACUAUCGUUUGAAGGCGAUCGAAUGUUCUUUUUUUAGAUGUAUUAGUUCAUUUUUGCUUUUAAAAUUCAGAAUUGAUUUCAUAACUUUUUAAUUUAUAUUUGCAUUUUUACUUUUAUUUAUUUUGUGUUUGUAAUUUUCAUUUUCUUUUUAUGUGCAUUGUUUUCAGAUUAGCUGAAAUAUUAGAAAUAUUUUCAAAAUUGUUAAGUGUGCUUAGAAUUUUCAUAGUAUUUUACCUAUAUUAUUUGUUAUUUACCAGCAAUUUUGUAAUCGGCAAGUUUUGGUUUUACAUUUUUGAUUUUUUAAAAUUAAUUAGCUCUUGAGCGUAUAAUUUUUCAUUUAGUGUGGGAUUAUUAUAAAAUUUGUGUUGUGUACAUUUAGAUUGCAUUAAUUUAUUUUCAGGAGUAUUGUUUUAACUAGCAAGUUUAUUCUUUCAUCUUUUACGUUCGGUUAUUACUUUUUUAGUUCAGUUAUUGCUUUAGUAGAGUAGUAUUUUUUUUUAACGUACUGAAAUGCCGAAACGGAAAAGAGGCAUUACGGGAGAAGCAUUGAGACGGCGAAGAGCUGAAGCACAAAGGUUACGGCGAGCUGCAGAAAAUGAAGAAGAAACUGCUACAAGACUGAGCACGCAAGCAGAGCGUCAAGCAAACCUACGUGCUCAAGAAACGAAAGAAGAAACUGUUACGAGACUCAGCAGGAAAGCGCAACGACAAGACAACUUGCGUGCUGAAGAAAGUGAAGGAGAAACCAGUAGGAGAUUAAGCAUGCAAUCAGAACGUCAAGCAAACCUACGCGCUCAAGAAACCGAAGAAGAAACGAGUAGGAGACUAAGCAGGGAAGCGGAAAGACAAGAAAACUUACAUGCUCGGGAAAGCGAAGAAGAAACCAACAGGAGGCGCAGACUGGACUCUCAUCGUCAUCGUCAAGUUCGCGCGGAAGAAUCGGAAGAGGAUGCUGCUACUCGAAGAACACGAGAUGCUGCACGUCACAGACAAGUCCUAUCCGAAGAAACCAUGUCAGUACGAGAAGACAGACUACGUACAAAUGCAGCACAACGUUCGCGUAGCACUCUGCACAGUGCAGGAAGAUGUGGACUCGAAGUUUCCGUUGAGCAGCACAGCGCCGGUUCAAUGGAAGCUUCCUGCGAUCUCUGCAACGGAUUGUUCUUUACGGGAGAAAGGAAUGCAAGAGGAAGAUACAUGCACUGCUGUAACAACGGGAAAAUUGUCGAAGCUGAAAGAAGAUAUCCAGAAGUUGGCGCAAUUUAAUGAAUGGGAACCACCCAUUUUCUGAAGAGUUUUUUGCCAACAUACGCACUUACAACUGCCUGCUCAGUUUUGCUUCAUUGGGUGCCAAUAUAGAAAUGCCUUCGGGUUCGGGUCCCUACUGCUUCAGGAUUCACGGUGCCAUAUAUCAUCGAACGAGCCA